This is a messenger RNA of Salvia miltiorrhiza (redroot sage), 691 nucleotides long. Its product is annotated as monothiol glutaredoxin-S1-like. NCBI's taxonomy places the organism in Eukaryota, Viridiplantae, Streptophyta, Magnoliopsida, Lamiales, Lamiaceae. Bases 60 to 563 code for a protein of 167 amino acids. The record is from RefSeq and is a predicted model, not a curated record. The transcript has a single exon.
CAAUCUCUUAUUUUAUUUCACUAAUACUUAGAUGUCGCUAGUACAAAAUAAAACAAUAAAUGGAAGACGGUGAUGAAAUAAAAGAUGUGGCAUGGUGGAGCCCACCAGCAUGCACCCUCUACUCCUAUUAUAUAAACUCUCACAACCGAGCAAGUUUUCUCCAAAGCACCAAGAAAACAAUCAAGAAAAUCUCCAUCAAACCAACGUACAUUACCACCUCACGUGCAAAAAAACUAGGUUUCCGCCGCAAAAUGGAGGCGAUCAAUAGGCUGACGGCGGACAAACCGGUGGUGAUAUUCAGCAAGAGUACUUGUUGCAUGUCUCACACCAUCAAGACACUUAUCUGCAGCUUUGGAGCCAACCCCACAGUUUACGAGCUCGAUGAGCUGCCCAACGGGCAGCAGCUGGAGAGGGCACUCACGACGGCAUCGGGGCGGAGGACGAGCUUCCCGGCCGUCUUCAUCGACCAAGAACUCGUCGGCGGCGCUAACGAGGUCAUGAGCCUCCAUGUCAAGGGAGAACUCGUCCCACUGCUCAGGAAGGCUAGGGCUAUCUGGGUAUAGUAGCAUUUUCAUGAUCACAAAUCUUAGUGGGAGAGAGUAAUCAGCUUUGAUGACUGAUUUUCCAUGUAAUCUUUUUUGUAUCUCUUCCCCGGCCCUCAUAAUAUAACUAUAUAUGGUAUUCCUACUUC